Mucor mucedo is the source of this 913-nucleotide messenger RNA. RefSeq names its product Oligomerization domain-containing protein. Gene Ontology annotation, molecular function: ribosomal large subunit binding. The record is from RefSeq and is a predicted model, not a curated record. Gene Ontology annotation, biological process: negative regulation of translation; negative regulation of ribosome biogenesis. The transcript has a single exon. The coding region runs from base 13 to 834 and encodes 273 amino acids. NCBI's taxonomy places the organism in Eukaryota, Fungi, Mucoromycota, Mucoromycetes, Mucorales, Mucoraceae.
AUUUUCUUCCAAAUGUUUCGAUUAGCUAGAUUAACACAACAAUUUCAAGCACCCUUGCUGCGUAAAGCAACUUAUAACCAAGCACGAAUUUCAGCUCCUGUUUUCGCUUGGCGUCAAAAUUUCUCUCAAACGCAGUUUAGCCUGUCAAGUGUUGAAAAGCCAGCUGGAGAGAAAGAAGCGGAGGAGGACGAGCUUGAAGUGAUUGAUCCCAAGGAUUUCCCCGAGCUUUACCCCACCGAAGAAGAAGAAGGCGAUGUGGAAGAACAAGUGGACACGGAAUGGUUUGUAGAUCCGGAAUUCACGGACGAAAAAUUAUUAUCAGAAACGGAUUUUAUACCCUUGUGGCAACGUCGUGCAGUGGGCGAUCACUUGGAAGAUCGCUUAGCACUUCAGCAAGUGUCCAAAGAUUUGAUGGAGUCUGGUAAAUUGACAGCAGAGACAUUGGUGGAGUUAUUAGAGGAGAGUAAGAUGGAUAAUGUUCAAAUUUUGGAUGUUCGAGAGAAGUGUGAUUGGGCUGAAUACAUGAUCGUAGCUUCCAGCGCUAAAGGAGAUAAAUACUUGAGUGGUGUAGCUGAGCAUAUUGGUGGUGUGGUCAAGAAAGCGAUCAGCUCCAACCCAGAUACCUUAAAACUUCAGCCUGCACCCCAUAUUGAAGGCAGAAAUGACAAAUCCGGUUGGCUCUUGAUUGAUUUGGGUCGCAUCAUUGUACAUUUAUUCACACCCGAAGUAAGAGAGCGUUAUGAUUUAGAAGGCUUAUGGAAGUCUGUAUCUACUGAUCCUUCUGAGCCUAUGGCUUAUGAAGAAGAAGAAGAGAAGAAAAACACUGUAUAUUAAUAAUAAAAAAAGUGAUGUCACACAACUAUUUCGAACACAAAAACUAAAACAAAAAAUAACACGAAAACUCCUCUGGCCC